This is a messenger RNA of Clunio marinus, 2256 nucleotides long. The record is from the annotation of a GenBank genome assembly. NCBI's taxonomy places the organism in Eukaryota, Metazoa, Arthropoda, Insecta, Diptera, Chironomidae.
UUUUAUAAACGGAAAACCUCUCUAACUUUAACAAACAAAUUAAAUUCAUUUUUUAAAAUCUUUUUUUGAAAUGGCAUCAUCUGUACCUACAAAAAUAUUUAUUCAGAUUGAUUCAACUGCCGAACAGCAAGAAAAUAUAAAGAAUACUCAAAAAUCAUCGAGAUCAUUUGCAGUUCUUCAGAAAACCGGCACUGUUGACAAAGAGAACUUGGUAGGACGCCAGACAUUUAUGACGAAGGAACAAUCAUCAAAGAAGGCAUCCGAAAGUGAGUUAAUUCAAGUUACUGGAAUAAAACGCAGAGUUCCUUCAACAAACACGACUUCAACAUCUUCACAAACGAGCCCUACUCCCAAAACUGUUACUGAGACAAUAACAAAAGAUGAUCUGACAUCUGAAAAUGUAACUGAAAAAUACUGGGAAGUUUUGGCUGAAAAACGUAGAGUCGCAUUAGAAGAGUCUUUAGUUGAAAAUCAAGAGUUAUACGAACGAAUCGCAACAUUAGAAACAGAACUCAAAGAGUCAAAGACAAUGCUUACCGAAGCACAAAUCCUAUUCACAAUGAGCGAAGAAAAAGUAAAAAUAGAUUCUGAAGAUAAACAAAGUGAUCCAGAAGAGGUCCCAAGCAACGAUGAUGUUGAGAACGAUCCUAAGGAUACCACAAACAAGAAAAAGAAGAAGAAGAAGCGCAACAAAGGAAAACAGCAACAAUCUGAAAAUGCUAAGACCGAACCGGAAGUAAUACAAACUAACAAGCCUACUGAACCAGAAAACGCUAAUGGUGAUGAUAAGGAUGAGUCUGAGGAUGAUGACAAUGCUCCCGAAACCGGAGACAAAAAGAAGAAGAAGCGCAAGCGAAACAAGAAAAAAGGAGGAAACUCAAAUGAAAACAUUGGAAUUGGAACGAAUCCAGCAAAAGCAGGGUCACAAUAUGGUCAAACAAAUCCACCAACUAUUCCAAUUGUUGAUCUAUUCAAACUUGGAAAAUACCCUGAAGGAGAAAUUCAAAAAUAUCCAGUCGAUGACCGAACUGCAAAAGAUCGCUUUACUUCUGAAGAAAAGAAAGCAAUCGAUGCAGCUCAUAAUGAAAUUUAUAAUGAAGUGCGAUUAGCAGCGGAAGCUCACCGUGAAACUCGUCAGUAUAUGCAAAAAUGGAUUAAACCAGGAAUGACAAUGAUUCAGAUUUGUGAGGAACUUGAAAACACAGCAAGACGUUUAGUCGCUGAAAAAGGACUUGAAGCUGGUUUAGCUUUUCCCACUGGAUGCUCAAGAAAUCAUUGUGCUGCUCAUUACACGCCAAAUGCUGGAGAUCCAACUGUUUUGGAAUACGAUGAUGUUGUGAAGAUUGACUUUGGUACUCAUAUUAAAGGUCGAAUCAUCGAUUGCGCUUUCACAUUGGCAUAUAAUCCAAAAUAUCAGAAACUAUUAGAUGCGGUGAAGGAUGCAACAAACACUGGAAUUAAAGAAGCUGGAAUUGAUGUUCGUCUUUGCGAUAUUGGAGCUGCCAUUCAAGAAGUCAUGGAAUCUUAUGAAAUUGAGCUCGAUGGAAAGACUUAUCAAAUUAAAAGUAUCAGAAAUUUGAAUGGUCAUUCAAUUGCACCAUAUAGGAUUCAUGCUGGAAAGACUGUGCCUAUUGUAAAAGGUGGCGAAACCACAGUUAUGGAGGAAAAUGAAUUUUACGCUAUUGAAACCUUCGGUUCAACUGGAAGAGGAUUAGUUCACGAUGAUAUGGACUGCAGUCAUUAUAUGAAGAACUUUGAAGUUGCAUAUCAACCAUUAAGACUGCAAUCGUCAAAACAGUUGCUUGGUCUUAUUAAUAAGAACUUUGGUACUUUAGCUUUUUGCAAAAGAUGGUUGGAUCGUGCUGGAGCCACAAAAUAUCAAAUGGCUUUGAAAGAUCUUUGCGAUAAAGGAAUUGUUGAAGCUUAUCCUCCACUUUGCGAUGUCAAAGGCUGCUAUACAGCUCAAUACGAGCAUACUCUUAUAUUGAGACCAACAUGCAAAGAAAUCAUUUCUCGCGGCGACGAUUAUUAACCCAAAUUUCAUUGAACAAAAUCACUUGUCUUUAAUUUUUUAUGACAUUUUCCUUUUUCCAUUUGAUGUGAACGACCAAAAAUAUUUCGUUUUUGUUCUUUCUCCUUCUUUCCCCCUUUCAAAAUGAAAACAAAAAUUGUUAAUUAAUUGAAAAAGAAGAGAGAAAAUAAAUAAAAUGAAAAGAUGAAAAAGUCCAAGCACUUGUUGAUCACGAACAUAAAUAA